Molecule: messenger RNA, 1641 nt
Organism: Pollicipes pollicipes
Lineage: Eukaryota; Metazoa; Arthropoda; Thecostraca; Pollicipedomorpha; Pollicipedidae
Product: B-cell receptor-associated protein 31
Exons: 5
Coding region: 181-852 (223 amino acids)
Biological process (GO): endoplasmic reticulum to Golgi vesicle-mediated transport; intracellular protein transport
Cellular component (GO): endoplasmic reticulum membrane; endoplasmic reticulum
Source: RefSeq, a predicted model, not a curated record
CGAUUCGUGUCCAUUCCACAGACCUGUUCUAUUUAGCGAGAAGUCACGGUUCCUUCAGACUGAUAUAUAGCGCGGUUCCAUUCAAGUGCUGGCCAGCGUAAUCUGCACCAUUCAGGUCCAACGUUUGUGUGACGGUAGUGAUUCUUCCUGCUCUAGCACAAGAAUAAGUCGGUGGACAACAUGAGCAUCCAGUGGACCCUCAUAGCCGGCUUCUUGUACACGGAAAUAGCUGUAGUAUUGCUCUUGCUUCUUCCAUUUAUAUCUGCACGACGAUGGAACAGCAUCUUCAAGUCACGCUUCCUUCAGGCCAUUGAAGGGCAAUCCUUCUUCUACUUCUGUGUGUUCAUGGUGGUUCUAACAUUGUGUUUCUUGGAUGCCAUCCGUGAGAUGGCCAAGUACGGCGACGCGCCCGACGAGGCCGGCCACGCCUCGCGCGACCACCUGGACGCCGAGCUGCAGAAGCACAUGAAGCUGUUCCGCGCGCAGCGCAACUUCUUCAUCGCGGGCUUCGCCCUCUACCUGUUCCUGGUGUUGCGCCGUCUGAUCACGCUCAUCUCGAAGCAGGCGGCCCUGGAGGCGAGCAACGAGGCGGCGAUGCGACAGGCGGUCAGCGCCUCCAACGCUGCCAAGAAGCUGAUGGAGGGCAAGGAGAUCAGCGCCGGCGGCGACAAGGAGACGAAGGAGCUGAAGAAGAAGCUGUCCGAGGCGGAGAAGGAGCGCGAUUCGGCGCUGAAGAAGGCCGAGGCGCUGCAGUGCCAGGCCGAGGCCACCAGCCGCGAGUACGACCGGCUCAUGGAGGAGCACGCGCAGCUCCAGAAGCAGACGGCCGCCGGUGAUAAGAAGGACGACUGAGCGGCGGCGAACGCCGGCCCGGUCUAGCCGCCUGUUGGCUCUCUCUGCGGGCAGCUAUGCGAGGGUGCCGGCCGGUAUCGGGGCACUGUGUGUACGAUUUUGGUAAAGGACGGAUUGUUAAUUUUGCUGUGUUGAAUGGACAGGCGGUUGUGCAUAGCCAAACCUAUUGUAGACGUGCGACGCCGAGUCCCAAACCCAGUUGUCGGUAGUCGUGUGGCGCUUAAGCGGGGAGGGCUAAAUCGGGCAUAAUGAUGUCUAGAUAAUGCUGCAUCAUAAUUCAGAGGAACAUUUAACUAGUGUCCGGCCGUGACGCAGAUCCGUAUGUUCCCGCAGUCAACUCCAGUGGACCCAACGGCUGUCAGAAUUUCUCAGAGUUUCGUUCCGAGCACAAUGAUGCCAUCCCAGAUUGUGCCACUUGAUCCCAAUGUCGCUUGACCGAGGUCGCCGGCCAAGUGGGCUGGCGCCUCGCAGUCCGCGUGCUGUUGUCCUCUGGUAUUUCCCGUCCUCCAGACGGGGGAAUGGUGCCCGGUCGGGGUGUCGCGCCGCUGAUCGGUAAAUGGCUAUCUGGCGGCAGCCAGCGGCACCGCCGCGCUUUGCGAAGAUCACAACACUGUGACGUGCUGACGUUCAAAGUAUUCCCGUGUAUUCAUCGUGCUUUCCCUGGGGUUGAGGCUUGUACAUUCUCCCGCUAUCGUUGGAUUUUAUAAGGAAGGGCAGACGCUUAUGGGCAUGCGAUGUCGCCAUGAUAGCGUUGCAGACGUAUCGUAAUAAAACGAGAACAGAGGUCUC